CUUUGCAAAUGGGAGAAUCAACCAGCUGCCUGGGCUUGGAAAUACCUGACAAACCCACAUCUCUUUUGCCUUUUGGAUCUUCAUACCUGGUUGCUUUCAUACGGCCUUUGACCCCCCCAUCAUGACCUCUAAUCUAAAAGUCAUCUUCCUGUUUCUUUGGUUGCUUCAGUGUGGAGGAAGAAAAGUUGAUGUACAGCAGAAACCUCCAAUCCAGGUCGCACUGCUCAAGGAAGGAGUAUCCAUCCCCUGUAAAGUCAUGUUCCCUUACAUGCAGAAAUACACCAAAUUUUCAAUCUCCUAUUACUGGAUUAAUUCACUGGGCCAGAAAACAUCCAUCCAUCAUAGGUCAGAAAACGUACCCAUCCCUCCUGGAGAAGAGAAUAAGACUGCUACCAUACCUUACGACUACACAAUCACGUCACUUGAAAACACCUCUUCUACUGGCACAUACUACUGCAACGUCACAUGGGAUGAUAUCCGGAUAAUGGGAAAGGGAGUGUUUGUCCUUGCUAGAGAUACAGGGUAUGUAGAGACCUUUUAUGUGUGGGAAAUCCUCAUUACCCUUACAGUUCUUCUUGCUGUAUUGAGCAUCACCGCAACAGCUCUGCUUCUGUGGAAAAGAAAGGUGUUGUGCCCUAGAAGGAACCAGCUAAAUAUCCCGAGAAACAAGGUGGAAACACAGCCCCCUUCAGCCAGCCCACCACCACCACCACCACCACCUCCUGUCUAUGACUGCCUGGAUUUGCAGCAAGUUGAUGUCUAUUCUAGCCUCGAGAACUACACAAACAACCCAUCACCCAGAAAGAGUCCUCCAGGGAAGACACCUAAGAAGCAAGCAUCUCUAGAAGAAUCCUCUGAUACAUUGUAUGAGAAUAUCUAACAGGGAAAAUCUGACCCUAUGUGGACCAGACAUCUUUCCGUACGGCAGAAGUACUCUCUUACAUCCCCAGUUCUCUGCAGAGAUCCACAGUGACUUCAGGGCACAACCACGAGGGACUUGUGAAACCCCUGGCUCCUUCUAAACUGCCCUUCAUUAGCAACAGAAUGCAUCUGUUCACAUCCCACCAGGGCUCAGUCUGCAAUGAUGCAGCAAAGAUGUUUGAUGCAAAAGAAAAGCUGCUUUUGUCAGGCACUCACAUGUGCCUUAGAAAUGGUGCAGAUGGGAUCUGUUCAGGUUUCUAUCACCUGGCCUGGCUGAAAUACUUAAAUCUCGAUCCUCUGUAAUUGAUAGGACAAUCCAGAGACCUCCCUGCUUGCUGGCUUGAUCUUCUGAUCCUGACCUGCAGCAGUCCGUCUGAUCCUGUGCCUACGGCUUUCCUGACAUGGCCAUCAGGCUUUCAUGCAUAGUUUAACUGAGAUCCAAGCAUCCACCUGCCUGUUUUCCCUUUCUCAGGAACCCCACAGUGAAACACGCUUUCUCAUAAUCUGCUAAUCCCAUCAAGUAGUCACAGCUGCCUGCUGUGACCAUACUCAGGCGACUCAAAUCAGUGCCUCCGAGUAAAUGCUUUCCCUUCAGCAAUAUCAGCAGUAUAUGGUGAGGACUGGAUGCAUGGACAGAGAUAAAGAUGGAGAAAAGGAAAACAGAGAAAAUAUCCCUGUCUGGCAACAUGUCUCAGUGGCAGCGCCCUUUCCAGAACAGGGAAGAGGAACAAGGAGGUGGGAACCCGAGGAAACUCCCUUGCUGGCGCCGCGUAAACCAAGCGGGUCUGGUGCCAGGUUCAGCCCAGAGACGUUCAAGCUGAGCUCCCCAAUUUCCUGUUCUUCUUGGCAAUGGGCUUUAUUAUUACUUGGGAUUUUGAGCCUCUGUGGGAGCAGGCAUGGUACCUCUGCCCCACCAAAACCAAUAGGUUUGCCUUUGUUUCACCUGGCCGGUAUUUCCCAACAAGGGUGUAGGACUUCUUUACCCCCACCCCCAUAUGCUAUUUGGCCAGGCAGACCAGUUCUGAAACUUAGAAUGACUGGAGGGAGGCCCUAGAGGUGAAUUUUCUAUCCAAGCAUUUCUCUCUCCUGUCAGCUGGAACUUGCCUACCAUUUGUGCUGAUGCGUAUUCUAGUUCUGAUAGGGAAAAGGUUACAUUAAAUAUCCAUAUAACACGAUCAAACCAGUGGAUCAAAAAGCUGAGGCUGUUUUAUCUCAGAUUAAAAAACAACAACAAAAUAACAACUAAACAAAACCAACCCAAAAUAAGAAUAUGCAGCAUAACUUGAGAGGAAUCACAGAAACCUCUUUAAAGAAGAAGAUCAAAUUAAAAUUGAGCUCCAGGGUCAUAGGACCCUCUCUAGUUGAAGAUAAUGUUGCUAUGCAUCAGAGAUAGAGGCUAUGGAAAAUGUCUCCAGGGCCUCCAGCCUUCCUAUACUAUGUUUAAAGAGAUAAUCCGCUUAUUGCUUUGCUCUUUUUAUUAGAAGAGAUUUCAAACAUGCAAUUUGGACUUUAUUUAACCACAGGAAAAUGCUUUUUCUCUUCCCAGUGUUGAGGAAUUCAUUUCAGAAAGAGCAAUGAAUAGGCAGCACGGCUUAUUAGACCCGUAUUCCAUUUUUUAAGUGAUCGCGACAAUUAUAAAUAUUUUUGAAGUCAGCAAUUUUAGUGUUUACUAAUAUGACCAGAAAAAAAUCUGUGUUCACAGAAAAAUUUACAGAGGAUUGUACAGGUAUAACAAUUCCUUUCCUUAACAAAUUUGAAGAAAUGAUGAGAUGAAUUAUAAAUAUGUUGCAGUAUGGCAAUAAAAUAUUCAGCAGAAGCUGGUGGAUUAGAUGAAAAGUGAAAACUUCCAAAAUAAUGCUGCUUAGUUUUUCUGUUUUGCUUUUUAAAUUUUAUAAAUGCUAAAAAUGCUGGGUGCUAUUGGAAAUUUCCUGGCAAGCAUCUCACUUUGCAGUGAAUUGAUUUGUCAUGUCUUUCUGUUACCUUUUUAGUGUGUUUCUUACAUUUAUGCCUGAACAAUUCUAUACCUUAAGUGUAGCUGAAGCUGUUUAAAAUGAAACAUGAGAGGAAGAACGACAUUUGGAAUAGAAAAGCGUAUUCUAGGAACAGUCAGUGCUGAAGUACUGGAAGAAUCACACCAGGUUCUGAUCAAUUAAGUGAAAAAGUCAGAAUUUCCAAGAAACACUGGCAAGUCUCGGGAUUUAGGCUGUGUGCCAAAGCUUGCCAAAGUCAGGGGGAGUCACUGUGUUGAUUUCCAUGGCUUUGGAUUGGUCCUGCAAGCGUAAAAGUCCGCUGCAUGAGAAAAAGGAAGUUUUGAAGCUACGUAGCCACAAGCUAGUAUCACUUCUUUAGCAUCAUGCGCCAUGGACAGCCGCAGUAGCAUAGAGUGUGUGAGAGACAAAGGUAUAACGCAGAAGACUGUGAGAGCAGCAAUGUUUUUAAAUCGUACAGAGUUUUCCAAGGAGGUAUGAGGAAAUGCCUUCAGGCACAGGUAGGAGAGACUAGGAAAUAUAAUUUAUAUAAUAUGGGUAUAGCUACUUUGUAGCAGAGAUUUUUUUCAGGAAAAAGGCAGUCAUUUGGUCUUUUUGUCUUAUCUGAGAGUAGAUGCAGAAAAUGAGUAUUACUAGCAAGAGGAAAGGAGUUAAUUUUUAAAUGUUGAGCAAUUAAAAAAAAAAGAAAAAAGAGAAAUUGAGGAUCAGCUCUCCCAGCUCUACAAAGAUGAGAGGUGAUGACUGGGCGGUUCUGUUCAUUCUACAUGUUUUGCUUUAAAAUUAAUGUUGAGAAUGGAUUCCUCUUAAAAACUGCGUCCCUAAGGGUCUCAGCUUCUCUUGCUUCCCCCAGCAUGGUGCUGUUAUGCACAGAGCAUGCUUUCAGGUUACGGUGGUAUAAUCUUUGAUUCCCAGGUGUUGAAUUAUCCCUUUGUAUUGAUAGGAUUUCAGGGAAGUGGAGGCCCAUUAUCAAAGUAAGCAAUAGCGUGAGGUGGAAAUGCGUUGCCUGCCGCCUUCUAAAGAAGGUGCUGUGUUAGCACCAGGAUCCUUUGCCCUCUCCACCAGGUAUGAACCUUUGGUCCUGAGAGAUGUGGUCUCUCACCGUGAUCAUCCUCAAUGUGUUGUCUUAGCUGGUAUCGCUGCAAAGGGUGUUGGUGACACUGAGGUCAUCUAGUCCCUUUAAAAUAACUCCUUCACAAUGCUUUACAGCAAAUCCUAAUUUAGGAAGGCAACAAACAGGGUCCACUUGAAUGGUUCAUUGGUUUGAUCUUUUUCUGCAGAGGGCAAGCUCUUGCAUGGGUACUGUUCUGUCGUAUGAAACACGCCAACUAUAUUUUGCCUUUAUCUGUAGAAAAGGAAUACCUUGCUGUGGUGGAUAACAACAAUGAAACAUAUGUCCGAGGUAUAGUCCAAGGUGUUCUCCUUCAUUGCUUCUGUCUUCUACUCCUCUUUUUUUUUUUUUCUUCUCAGGGGUGUCACUACUGUAAAUCAUCUCUAAAUACCCAGCUAGGGAUGGUUCUUUAUCAAGGGAGGUGCUUGACCGAACAGCACCCAAGUGAAAUGGUUAUUACUGCUCUGGUUGGCACCGCUCUUCCACCUAGCAGUGCCCUAAGGGUGUAUGAGUCUGGGUCAAGGGCAUGGCUCUCUUCUUCCUGCUGGGCUGUCUCUUGGAAAGACCUGAUGUUUCUUCAGCCCUUGACCACGCAAUACUGUGACCCUGCGAGACAGGGAUUUAGGGAAGGCGGUGACUGAAGCCACCAGAUGGUGCCCUAGGUCCUCUCUGCUCCCUUUCUUGUCCCCUGCCUGCCCACAUCCCCCUGCCAGAUCCCCUGGUAACCCCCAGACCACAGACUCCUGGGCGUGGACACACCUACAGCCCUGCAGAACGUCCCCAGCCAUGACUGUCUUCUACCCCUGGGAUUGGUGCCUCUGGCACCCCUCACAGCCCUGUGCGAUGGCCCAGGUGCCACCAGCACCUGUGAAGAGAUGGGGACAGGACAGGUUCCCCUCCUUUGCAUCUAUGAAGUCUGGAGAAAUAGCUUCAUCGGAUACCCGCAUCUUGGCACAGGGCUGCCCAUGUGAGGGACAGGAGAGUGGCUGCUGCACCAUCAUUGGGGUCAGACUGGCAUCCGAAAUGCAAAAUUGGACAGAUGUUGGAGGCUGCUUGGAGCUACCACUACUUUCUUUCACUGUUUGGAAAUGGCAGCUUAUCUUAGGUUUGGGAAAACUUACUGUGUGUCCACGGUGAAAAAAUCCUUUGCAGCGUAUGCUGCUCCUCUUCUUUGCUGUGUCAGGAAGCUGAUCAAGGCUCAGAUAUGGCUCUUUUUCUGUAUUUUGGGAUUCUGUGGUGGUCAAGAUUCGCUAGCACAGUGAAGUAUAAUUAAGAGUUUAUAAAUAAAAAAGGAGAAGGUCAGUGAGCACCAGUGACUACCUGAUCUCCAAGGGAAGAGGGGAAUGUGAACCUUCAGUGUCUUCUCUUGCUUGAUUCUAGGGCAAGCCAGUCUCCACUUACUGCCAGGGAUAAAAUGUUUUUCUUUGUUAAUGAUAAAAUAGAAAUGUGGGUUACUAUUAGUAACUAGUAUGUUACUAGGUACUUCACUAUUAAUAACCAGGCCUUUAAGCUGCCAAACUGUGUUACAAGCUGUGGGUCUGCAAGGUUCUCAGCACCAGUACUGCAAUGACACAGCCACCUGGGGACAAAGCGCAAUGGCACUUUGACAAUACCAGGCAGGUUCCCAUGAGAGGUGACACAGGAGGGCAAGUUGUCAGCUCCUGAGGCAAGGACUCUAAUUUAGGCAGGAGGGGAGGGCUCCCACUCCAGGAGGGAGUCUUUCUUCUCACUGGACAACAAACCUCUCAUGGACCUCCUCUUUUCCUUCAGCUCUUUGAAACACGUGGGUUGUGUUGUAUCGCUCUGGGCCACGUGAAGAUUUGGAUAUACAGCUGGUAGGGCCAGGCAGGUCAGCCACCCUGCUUUAAGGAGUCAGAAUGUAAUUAUCCAAAUUGGAACAGGGUGAACACAGAAGAGCUAACAUAUGGGCUUCUUCAAAAUGUUAUGUCUUUUAAUAACCAGUCAGGGCCUCUGGUUUCUAUCCCAUCUGAAAGAUUUGUCUGCCUACAAUUUUAUGCAAUGAUAUCUAAGCACUUCCAGGGGUAAUAAUUGUACCCAAAAUACCUGUACCACAGUGAGCUUCCCUCCCUUGUGAGGGAAUUAGUCCUGUAAUGCUGCUAACGGUGCUUUUGGCACUGACAUGUGCCACUAAAAGAUUUCAGAAGUCCUUGCAAGGCUCACUAUGACGUUUCGGGUUCAUACGUGGAAAAAAAUGGAGAUUCGGGAGGUUAAAUGACUUUUCCAAAAUUGCACAGUGUCAGGGGUGAAGUUUGGAACAGAAUUCACGUUCCUAUGUUCUUAUUUGUAUCAGGUUGUCUAGGUAGGAACCAGUAGCUGGGUAAGUAGGAGCUGGUGGCCUCCUUAUAGUAUAGGGGGGAAAAAAAAAACUUUCUUCCUGAGUCACCAGCACCGGUUUCAGUAGCACUUUGCUUUUCAUUUUUGAUUUCUCAUGCAGGUAUCGGUCUGGCUCACAUCUGCCUGACUGAGGUCUGUUUGCUGAGGUAGCAGAGCUGCAGAGAAGUUACUGCUCCCUUUUAUGGAGGUAUCCACCAUUUUGGCAAUAAGGAAAGCUCAUCAGAGCCAAAUUACCAUGGGAAGCCCAAAUAUGUAUGCUGUAA
Messenger RNA from Chroicocephalus ridibundus (black-headed gull), 6635 nucleotides. It is a transcript of the gene NFAM1, whose product is annotated as NFAT activating protein with ITAM motif 1. Gene Ontology annotation, molecular function: histamine receptor activity. The coding region runs from base 122 to 880 and encodes 252 amino acids. Gene Ontology annotation, biological process: positive regulation of cytokine production; positive regulation of B cell receptor signaling pathway; G protein-coupled receptor signaling pathway. The transcript has 6 exons. NCBI's taxonomy places the organism in Eukaryota, Metazoa, Chordata, Aves, Charadriiformes, Laridae. Gene Ontology annotation, cellular component: membrane raft. The record is from RefSeq and is a predicted model, not a curated record.